CAUAGAUAUGACAUAUGAUUCAGACAUAGGAUCACAGAUAAGUGACAGUUGAGUGACAGUUAAUUAGUUAAUUUGUAUAGUUAGAAGGCGAAGGCCCGUUUCAAGAUGGGUCGGGUUAUUCGUGCACAACGUAAAGGUGCAGGUUCAGUUUUCAAAUCACAUACAAAAAAAAGAAAGGGUGCUCCAAAGUUACGAUCAUUAGAUUUUGCGGAGCGCCAUGGUUACAUAAAGGGAGUUGUUCGAGAUAUUAUCCAUGAUCCAGGUCGUGGAGCACCUUUGGCCACGGUACAUUUUAGAGAUCCAUAUAAAUUUCAAACUCGAAAAGAAUUAUUUAUUGCUGCUGAAGGAAUGUACACUGGUCAGUUUGUUUACUGUGGAAAGAAAGCAACUUUGCAAAUAGGAAAUGUUCUUCCAGUUGGAACCAUGCCUGAGGGUACGAUUGUGUGUAAUUUAGAAGAAAAAACUGGAGAUCGAGGUCGUUUAGCUCGUGCUUCUGGCAAUUAUGCUACAGUAAUUGCACAUAAUCCUGAUUCAAAAAAAACUAGAGUAAAAUUACCCUCUGGUGCCAAGAAAGUAAUACCAUCAAAUAAUAGGGCCAUGGUUGGUAUUGUUGCUGGAGGUGGUAGGGUAGAUAAACCCAUUUUGAAAGCUGGAAGAGCUUAUCAUAAAUAUAAGGCAAAGAGAAACUGCUGGCCUAAAGUACGUGGUGUAGCUAUGAACCCAGUUGAACAUCCACAUGGUGGUGGUAACCAUCAACAUAUUGGUAAAGCGUCGACAGUUAAACGUGGAACAUCUGCUGGUCGUAAAGUCGGUCUUAUUGCUGCCCGUAGGACUGGUCGUAUUCGUGGUGGUAAAACUGACACCAAAAAAGAAGAUUAAAUGUACAAUAUUUUACUUUAACAGUUUUCAUUGUAUUUUAUUGAAAAUAUAACGAAUACUGUUAAAACGUU
Messenger RNA from Agrilus planipennis (emerald ash borer), 950 nucleotides. It is a transcript of the gene RpL8, whose product is annotated as 60S ribosomal protein L8. Gene Ontology annotation, cellular component: ribosome; cytosolic large ribosomal subunit. The coding region runs from base 106 to 879 and encodes 257 amino acids. The transcript has 4 exons. The record is from RefSeq and is a predicted model, not a curated record. Gene Ontology annotation, molecular function: structural constituent of ribosome; RNA binding. NCBI's taxonomy places the organism in Eukaryota, Metazoa, Arthropoda, Insecta, Coleoptera, Buprestidae. Gene Ontology annotation, biological process: cytoplasmic translation.